AGAAUGAAAACAAUUCAUUUUUCAAUGUUUUGAAAAACAGAUCUUUUAUUGCAAUUUUAAAAAAUGGGUUUGUUGUUAUCGAUUCAGACAAUUUUAAAGAAUUAACUCAUUUGGAAAAACAAUGGAGCUAGGUGUUUAUUAUGAGUCAAAUGAAAAUGAGAACUAUAAGGAAAUCUAUGAUGAAGACAUGAGUGGAGAAAGAGGCACCUUUUUUCGUGAUGGUAAAAGAAAAAUAGACUUUGUGUUGGUAUAUAUAGAAGAAAAUAAACAGAUCCUUGAUACAAAAGUAGUUAGUUUUCGUAAAAGAUUUCUUAGCAAUAUAAAAAGAAGUAAAGUUGAAAUGGAAGAAGAAAUAUGUGAUGAUAAAGAAAACAUCCUGCACUUUAUUAAAUGUCAUUGUCCUUUUGAUGUUUUGAAAUCAUAUGCUGAGGAACUAUCUUUUAAAGCUCCAUUGGCUCUGCGCCAAGCAGAAAAUAUUAAUUGGUCUGAGCGUAUACUAGCCAAAUUUCAUUUACCUAAUCCUUUUUAUGAAAAGGUUCCUGUAAAUCCUCCAGAUUAUUUUAAAGCUACCUUUCAAGGGGAUAAAUUUCAUUUGUUUUUGGGUAAUGAAAAUCCAAGCACAUUUUUUACUGAUACAGAACGUACUCGUAUUUGCUAUGAAAUACUUGAAAGUGCACCAUAUGGUCGCAGACAUAAAGGAGAAAUUGGUAUUGAAAGAUUAGUUGCUGAGGAAGUUUUUGCUGCAGCCUAUCCCCUUCAUGUGGGAGGCCAUAGAAGACCUCGAGAAGAUGGUACAAAUGGCCCUCAGGAUAAACCACAAUUAAAUCAAAGACAGAUACUUAAAAUGUACUGGGGAACAUGGAGUAAAUGGCUGAAAUACCAACCACUAGAUCUUAUCAGGAGUUAUUUCGGAGAAAAAAUUGGUUUGUACUUUGCAUGGCUUGGUCAAUAUACAGCCUGGCUUUUGUUGCCCUCCAUUAUUGGUUUACUAGUUUUUGUUUAUGGCUGUGUUACUCUUAAUUCGUCAGACAAUAGAGAUGCUUUAGAUAUUUGUGAACAUGAGGAUUGGACAUACAAGAUGUGUCCACUUUGUGAGGAACACAUUGGUUGUAAAUAUUGGGAUUUAAAAACAAGUUGUACGCGAGCCAAGCUAUCUUAUCUGUUUGAUAAUUCAGCAACUGUGUUAUUUGCUGUGUUUGUUUCAAUAUGGGCUUUUUUAUUUCUUGAAUUUUGGAAACAAAAGGAAAUAACUUUAGCAUAUCGUUGGGAUUGCUUAGAUUAUGAGUUAGAGGUAGAGAAACCUCGCCCUUCAUAUGCUGCACUUGCUCCAAAUAUAGAACCAAAUCCUAUCACUGGUAUUCCUGAACCACAUUUCCCAUCUAAGCAGCGUGUGCCACGAAUCUACUCUGGAAUCUUGAUAGUUUUUACUAUGGUGUCAUUAGUUUUGAUUUUUUUGCUUGGCGUUAUUGUUUAUAAACUGUUAGUAUACAGACCUUUAGCUCGCAACGAUUAUACAGCACACAGAGCUUUGUUAAUAGCAAAUGUAACAGGUGCUUUUUGCAAUCUUAUAUGCAUCAUGAUCUUAUCAAGGGUUUACGAGAAAGUUGCUCUAGCCCUAACUCAUUGGGAAAUGCAUCGCACACAAACUGAGUAUGAAGAUAACUUAACAUUCAAGGUUUUUGUGUUCCAAUUUGUCAACUUCUACGCAUCAAUUUUUUACAUUGCUUUUAUCAAAGGAAGACUGACUGGUUAUCCUGGUAAUUAUAGACAAUUAUUUGGCCUUCGUUUGGAGGAGUGUGGCCCUGGAGGUUGCAUGGCUGACCUUGCUCAACAGCUUAUUAUUAUUAUGGUGGGCAAGCAAGUAAUUGGAAACAUUCAAGAAGUCAUGAUACCACUUAUCAAGCAAAAAUGGAAAAAAAGAAAAAGGGGAAAGGAAUCAACUGAAUUAAAACCAAGAUGGGAAGAUGAUUAUGAACUUGUUGAGAAUGAAGGUCUUCGAGCAGAAUACUUAGAAAUGGUCAUUCAGUUUGGUUUUAUAACUAUCUUUGUGGCAGGGUUUCCGUUAGCGCCAUUUUUUGCUCUUGCAAACAAUGUUUUUGAAAUUCGUAUUGAUUCAAAUAAAUUGAUCUGUGAAACAAGACGACCAAUUGCAGACAGAGCCCAAGAUAUAGGGAUAUGGUACAAUAUAUUGGAUGCAGUUGCUAAAAUUGCUGUAAUAUCAAAUGCAUUUCUAAUUGCAUUUACAUCAAACUUUUUUCCAAAAUUACUUUAUCGAACAUCAAUAUCAUUAAAUGGUUCUUUGGAAGGCUAUUUGAAUUAUUCAUUAGCAGUAUCACCACAAAAUACAACGUUACAACCUUGCAGGUAUCGUGAUUUUCGCGACGAUGAAGGUCGAUUAACUGAAUUUUACUGGCAUUUGUUGGCCAUGAAGCUAGGUUUUGUCGUUCUGUUUGAACAUUUGAUAUUUGCAACCCACCAGUUUCUCGACUUCUUGGUAGUCGAUAUACCUGAAGAAUUAGAUAUAGCUAUUAAGAAGGAGGCUUAUAAUGCUAAAAAAGCUAUGGCGGAUCAUCUAAAUCUUGUUACUACAAACUCAGAAGAUGAGCUAAGCGACCGCAGCCUAAAAAUUAGACUUUGUUUAUAUUGUUUAUUAUGCUUCUUCAUCAAGCAUCAAGCCUUAAAAUUUAUUAAAGAAAUGUCUUUUGAUAAGUUGCCUCUUACUCAGUCAGACUAUUUGGAACUUGGUGCAUAUGAUGCAUCUAAUGGAAAUGAUUACAAGGAAAUCUAUGAUGAAGACAUGAGUGGAGAAAGAGGGACUUAUUUUCGAGAUGGUAAAAGAAAAAUAGAUUUUGUUUUGGUAUAUGUUGAGGAAAAGAAUCAAAUGGCUGAUACAAGACUGGUUGGGUUUCGUAAAAGAUUUCUUAGCAAUUUAAAAAGGAGUAGUGUUGAAAUGGAGGAAGAAAGAUGUAAUGACAAAGAAAACAUUUUGCACUUUAUUAAAUGUCAUUGUCCUUUUGAAGUUUUGAAAUAUUAUGCAGAAGAAUUAUCAUUUAAAGCUCCAUUGGCUCUACGUCAAACAGAAAAAAUUAAUUGGUCUGAACGCAUGCUUGCAAAGUUUCGUUUGCCAAAUCCAUUUUAUGAAAAAGUUCCUAUGAGUCCUCCUGACUAUUUUACAGCUACUUUUCAAGCUGAUAAAUUUCAUUUGUUUCUGGGAAGUGAAAACCCAAGCACUUACUUUACAGAUACUGAAAGAACUCGUAUUUGCUAUGAAAUACUCGAGAGAGCACCAUAUGGUCGUAGACAAAAAGGAGAAAUUGGUAUUGAAAGAUUAGUUGCUGAAGGAGUUUUCGCUGCAGCCUACCCACUUCAUGUGGGGGGCCACAAGCGACCUCGCGAAGAAGGUCCAGAUGGCCCUGGAGAUGAACCUCAAUUAAAUCAAAGACAGGUACUUAAAAUGUACUGGGGAAGAUGGGGUAAAUGGUUAAAGUAUCAACCUCUUGAUCUCAUUAGAAGUUAUUUUGGCGAAAAAAUUGGUCUCUACUUUGCAUGGCUUGGUCAAUAUACAGCAUGGCUUUUGUUGCCCUCUGUUGUUGGUUUACUAGUUUUUGUUUAUGGCUGUGUUACUGUUAAUUCACCAGACAAUAGAGACGCUUUAGAUAUUUGUGAACAUGCGAAUUGGACCUACAAGAUGUGUCCACUUUGUGAUGAACACAUUGGUUGUAAAUAUUGGGAUCUUAAAACAAGUUGCACGCGAGCCAAGCUAUCUUAUUUGUUUGAUAAUGCAGCGACUGUGUUUUUUGCUGUAUUUGUUUCAUUUUGGGCUGUGUUUUUUCUUGAGUUUUGGAAGCGAAAGGAGAUAACUUUAGCAUAUCGUUGGGAUUGCUUAGAUUAUGAAUCUGAAGUAGAGCAACCCCGACCUACAUAUGCUGCUCUUGCGCCAACCGUAGAGCGAAAUCCCAUCACAGGGAUUCCUGAACCACAUUUCCCCUCUAAGCAACGUGUACCUCGAAUCUACUCUGGAAUCUUGAUAGUUAUAACAAUGGUGUCAUUAGUUUUGAUAUUUAUGCUUGGCGUUAUUGUUUACAAACUAUUAGUGUACAGACCUUUAGCUCGCAAUGAGUAUACUGCAGCAAGAGCUUUGCAAAUUGCAAAUAUAACAGGUGCUGUUUGCAAUCUUAUAUGCAUCAUGAUCUUAUCAAGGGUUUACGAAAAAGUUGCUUUAGCUCUAACCCAUUGGGAAAUGCAUCGCACACAAACAGAGUAUGAAGACAAUUUAACAUUCAAAGUUUUUGUGUUCCAAUUUGUCAACUUUUACGCGUCAAUUUUUUACAUUGCAUUUAUCAAAGGAAAAUUGACUGGUUACCCUGGUAAUUAUACACAAUUAUUUGGUCUUCGUAUGGAAGAGUGUGGCCCUGGAGGUUGCUUGGUUGAACUUGCACAACAACUUGUUAUUAUUAUGGUAGGCAAGCAAAUGAUUGGAAACGUUCAAGAAGUCAUGAUACCACUUAUAAAACAGAAAUGGAAAAAAAGAAAGAGAGGAAAGAAAACAAUUGAAUUAAAACCAAGAUGGGAAGAUGAUUAUGAGCUUGUGGAGAAUGAAGGGCUUUUUGCAGAAUACUUAGAAAUGGUUAUUCAGUUUGGUUUUAUAACUAUCUUUGUGGCUGCAUUCCCAUUAGCGCCAUUUUUUGCUCUUGCAAACAACAUUUUUGAAAUUCGUAUUGAUUCAAACAAGUUGAUCUGUGAAACAAGACGACCAAUAGCAGACAGAGCACAAGAUUUAGGAAUAUGGUAUGAUAUAUUGGAUGCUGUUGCUAAGAUUGCUGUAAUAUCAAAUGCAUUUCUUAUUGCAUUUACUUCAAACUUUUUACCAAAAUUACUUUAUCGAUCAUCAAUAUCACCAAAUGGUUCUUUGGAAGGUUAUUUAAAUUAUUCAUUAGCAGUGUCACCACACAAUACAACUUUACAACCUUGCAGGUAUCGUGAUUUUCGUGACGAAGAAGGUCGGUUAACUGCAUUUUACUGGCAUUUGUUGGCCAUGAAGUUGGGUUUUGUUAUUGUGUUUGAACAUUUUGUGUUUGCGACCCACAAAUUUAUUGACUUCUUAGUUCCUGACAUACCAGAAGAAUUAGAUAUAGCUAUUAAAAAAGAAGCUUAUCAAGCUAAAAAAGCAAUGUCGGACCAUCCAAAUUUAAUCAUCGCGAACUCGGAGGAGGAACUAAGCGAAAGAAACCUAAAAAUUAGGCUGCAAUGAAGUUCUUCGAUUUUUUGUGAAUUGUUUUUCUUUACUUUUUUUACGUUCUUUUGUUUUUUUAAAACUCUUUCUUUUAUAUUUUUUUGUAUUUUAGUUUUUUUUAUGGGCUUGUAUAAAAGUUUAAAUAUUGCAAAACACUCCAAAAUAUUGUAAAACCUUCACAUAUUUUUUUUAAGCGGUUUAUGUAUACAUAUUUUUUUUAAAAUUAUUUUAUUUUAAUUGUAAAUUAGGGAAAUAUUGUGAGUUAUUUAUUUUUAAAAUAGUUUUUUAUUUAUACAUAUUUAUGAUUUAGCUUUCAAUAAUUCAUUAGAUGGAAAAUGUAAAGAUAUUAUAUUAUUAUUUAUUUUUAUUCAAUUAUGUUAAUCUGAACUGUCUAGAUUCUAUGGU
This is a messenger RNA of Hydra vulgaris (swiftwater hydra), 5638 nucleotides long. RefSeq names its product anoctamin-7. Gene Ontology annotation, molecular function: protein dimerization activity; chloride channel activity. Lineage: Eukaryota; Metazoa; Cnidaria; Hydrozoa; Anthoathecata; Hydridae. Gene Ontology annotation, cellular component: plasma membrane. The record is from RefSeq and is a predicted model, not a curated record. Gene Ontology annotation, biological process: chloride transmembrane transport.